Messenger RNA from Orbicella faveolata, 1392 nucleotides. RefSeq lists its product as uncharacterized. The record is from RefSeq and is a predicted model, not a curated record. Lineage: Eukaryota; Metazoa; Cnidaria; Anthozoa; Scleractinia; Merulinidae.
AUGACCGGAAACGAGAUGGUGGAAAGUUCCAUGUGGUGGAAUGGACCACCUUUCCUUUGUACUUCAGAAGAUUGGCCACAAGAUCAACCUACCAUUGAAGCAAAUGAAACCGCACUUGCAGAACUCAUCAAGAAUCCACCUGAAGAGACACACACGUUAACAUCUUCUGAAUACACAGCCGAAAUCAAUCUACUGAACAUUAUCAACUGUGAUCGUUUCAGUAACCUGAACAGCAUGUUACGCGUGACUGCCUACAUGUUAAGAUUUGUCAACAAGAUUAAGAGACGUCUGCUGAGGCAUGUAGAAGAUAACGAAGAAAACGAUGAACUGAAAGCAAGUACUUUAGAACAAGCCGAAUCCCUUUGGAUACGUACAGUACAAGCAAAAGCCUUUUCCAGUGAGAUCAGCAAUGUACAGAAAGGACUUGAAGUGAAACCCCACCGAGUUGAUCAAUUUGCCUGGUACUUUGAUGAAAACCACGUAAUGAGGUGUCGUGGAAUAAUUAACAACUCUAGCCUGCAACCUGAAAGUAAACAUCCAAUUUUAUUACCUUCAAAUCAUCCCUUUGUUGAGUUGCUGAUCCGUCAAAACCAUGAGAAGGUUAAACACAGUGCUGUCAAUAACACACUCACCACUAUCCGAAAAGGAUUUUUGAUACUCAGAGGGAGACAAGCUGUUAAGUGUGUACUAAGGCGUUGUGUGAUCUGCAAGAAACUUGAAGGACUGUCAUAUCCAACAAGCUAUUCUCCAGAUUUACCAAGCAUCCAAGUCUCAGAUGGCCUGCCGUUUACCCAUGUAGGAGUGGAUUUUGCAGGCCCUGUUAACAUUCGAGAGAAUUCAGCCUCCGGAAGCGACAGCGAAAAAUGCUAUAUCUGUUUGUUUACCUGUGUGACAACACGUGCGGAACGGUUGAUCCAAAGUGUCAAGCGGUGUAUCAGAAAAACCAUCGGGAGGACGAUGCUGAACUAUGAUGAACUGGCCACCUCACUGACCGAAGUAGAGUCUGUCAUCAACUCAAGACCUUUGACGCACGAAGAGGAUGACCAAGAUGGAGUGAGCUACACACUUUCUCCUUCCCACCUGAUCAAUGGCCAAAGAAUCAUCGAUUCACCAAAUGGUGGCCACUUUGAAGUAAUCAGCACCAAUUCAUCUUUGACUAAACGAGCCAAACAUCAUCGACACCUUCAACAGUUUACUAAUCGACGGAAGAAGACCUACCUGCUGAGCCUACAAGAAAGGCACACCCAAAUUACCAGAAAUCACAAGGGAGCAGAAAUUGCAGUGGGUGAUGUUGUCAUCCUUAGGAACGAUUCCACUCCAAGAAUGUUUUGGAAACUAGUGUUAGACGAAGAACUAUUGCCAGGCAGAGAUGGAAUUGUAAGAGCCGCUUGA